UAGUGGAAGACAGAGCGUUACCGCAACUACAAGACGGUUUAAAACCAGUGCAGCGUCGAAUACUUUAUACUUUAUAUGAGUUAGGAUUGUUGCCAAAUAAAGGCUAUCGUAAAUCAGCUAAAACAGUCGGCGAUGUGAUGGGUAAAUAUCACCCUCAUGGGGAGCAAAGCAUUUACCAAGCUAUGGUGAAAAUGGCUCAGGACUUCAAUUAUCGUUAUCCGCUAGUGGAUGGACAAGGCAAUUGA
Messenger RNA from Dentiscutata erythropus, 245 nucleotides. The record is from the annotation of a GenBank genome assembly. Lineage: Eukaryota; Fungi; Glomeromycota; Glomeromycetes; Diversisporales; Gigasporaceae.